AGAAAUGCCCAUUUCCUCUCGACGGGUGCUGUGGUGGGCGGCUCUCCUCCUCGCUCCGCUCGCCGCUUUGCUCUUCCGCUUCCAGUUCCCGAUCCAACUCCUCAAGCCUCGCACCGCGGAGCCAAAGGCCGCCAUGGACGCCAGCUCCGAGAUCGAGUACGACAUGCCCGGCGUCCUGCGCUGGCACAAGAACGGCCGCGUCGAGCGCUUCGACGGCACCGAGACCGUGCCGCCCUCCCCCUCCGGGGACCCGACCAACGGCGUCGCCUCCAAGGACGUCGUCCUCGACCCGGCGGCCAACCUCUCCGCCCGCCUCUACCUACCCCCCGCCGCCGAGAAGAGGCUCCCCGUCGUCGUCUUCUUCCACGGCGGCGCGUUCUUCGUCCACACCGCCGCGUCCCCGCUCUACCACAGGUACGCCGCCACCCUCGCCGCCGCGGCCCCCGCCGUGGUCGUCUCCGUCGACUACCGCCUCGCGCCGGAGCACCCCAUCCCGGCCGCCUACGACGACGCCUUCGCGGCCCUCAGGGCGGUCGUCGCCGCGUGCCGCCCGGGCGGCCCCGAGCCCUGGCUCGCCGCGCACGGCGACGCGGCCCGCGUCGUGCUCGCCGGCGACAGCGCCGGCGCCAACAUGGCGCACAACACGGCGAUGCGGCUGCGGAAGGAGCGCGUCGACGGGCUCGGCGACAAGGUCAGCGGCGUCGCGCUCCUGCACCCGUACUUCUGGGGCAAGGAGCCUCUGGGCGGGGAGCCGACGGACGCCGCCGUCCGCGGCGGAUUCGAGCGCGCGUGGCAGGUCGCCUGCGGCGGCGAGCUCGGCCCCGACCACCCGUACAUCAACCCGAUGGCGUCGCCGGAGGAGUGGAGGCAGCUAGGGUGCGGCCGCGUGCUGGUCACCACGGCGGAGCUCUGCUGGUUCGUGGAGAGGGCGCGCGCCUACGCGGAGGGGAUCAAGGCGUGCGGCUGGGACGGCGAGCUCCAGGUCUACGACACCAUGGGCGAGGGCCAUGUCUACUUCUUGCCCAAGUACGACUCCGACCUCGCCGCCAAGGAGCUCGCCGUCGUCGCGGACUUCGUCAGGCGCUGUUGAGGUUUUUUUUUAUUUGGGUGAUUGAUUGAUUCAGUAAUAAAGGAGCACGUAAUCUGUGAUC
Messenger RNA from Lolium rigidum, 1151 nucleotides. RefSeq names its product probable carboxylesterase 7. Gene Ontology annotation, molecular function: hydrolase activity. The record is from RefSeq and is a predicted model, not a curated record. NCBI's taxonomy places the organism in Eukaryota, Viridiplantae, Streptophyta, Magnoliopsida, Poales, Poaceae. Bases 5 to 1090 code for a protein of 361 amino acids. The transcript has a single exon.